Carassius auratus (goldfish) is the source of this 1740-nucleotide messenger RNA. RefSeq names its product cytosolic phospholipase A2 gamma-like. The transcript is spliced from 15 exons. Gene Ontology annotation, biological process: glycerophospholipid catabolic process. Gene Ontology annotation, molecular function: calcium ion binding; calcium-dependent phospholipid binding. The record is from RefSeq and is a predicted model, not a curated record. Gene Ontology annotation, cellular component: nucleoplasm; cytosol; nuclear envelope. Lineage: Eukaryota; Metazoa; Chordata; Actinopteri; Cypriniformes; Cyprinidae. The coding region runs from base 43 to 1725 and encodes 560 amino acids.
UUAUUGGUGAAUCUCAGGAUUUUACAAAACUGGUCAAGAACAAUGGGAACGUGCACAUCUCAGGAAAGCCGCAGCGGUGAGGUGAGAAUCAAGCACUCUCUGAAUAAGGAGGAAGAGUCAUUUGUAGUCAAAAGAAGAAAAACUGUUCUGAAAAGCCUGAUAAAACUCAAGAUACCCUGCAGUAAGGAUGCGGUGCCAAACAUUGCAUUACUGGGUUCUGGAGGAGGACAAAGAGCCAUGGUGGGUUUGCUGGGAUCCCUGGUUCAGCUUGAUAAAGCGGGUCUUCUGGACUGCAUCCUUUAUCUGAGCGGAGUCUCUGGAUCCACCUGGUGCAUGGCCUCCUUAUACCGAGAACCAGACUGGUCCACCAAACUAGAGACUGUGAAGGACCAAAUCAUCAGGAGACUCAGCGGUCCUGCAGUCAGCUGGGGAGACGCAUUUGCCAAACUGAAGAAAUAUUACUAUGAGAAAGACAUCUUCAGCUUGACUGACUUCUGGGCAGCAAUCUUCGUCACAACAUACAUCAAAGAGAUUGAUGAACACAGACUCACAGGUCAGCGUAACAAGCUCAAAAAAGACCCGUUUCCCAUCUACACAGCGAUCGACAAGCAAUGCAAACAGAACAGAGAAGGAGACCCCUGGUUUGAGAUCAGUCCACUUGAAGCUGGUUAUUCUCUCACUGGAGCGUUUGUGAAAACAUCCAGCUUCGGCAGCCAGUUUGACAAUGGUCGUAAGAUCAAGACCCAGCCUGAAAUGGACAUGCUGUACCUGCAAGCUCUGUGUGGCAGCGCUUUAGCGGAUGGAGAUGCGAACAUUAGCUUCAUCUGGCAAUCUAUAAAAGGUUUUAUUUCGAAUUUAAUGUCUUUCGAAAAUGAGAUGAUUGAGGGAAUGGAGAAAGAUCCAAACUCCCCACCUGCAGGCAAGUGUUCCAAGGUGCUCAUGGAUCUCGUGGACAUGAAUCUCUCUGUUUUAAAUGGCAUUGAUCCUUUUGAUCUUCACGAAUCCAUAAGAACAAAUAUGAACGAUCUCACUGGAGGCAAAGAUCAGCAUAUUUUUCAAAUGGAAAAACUGAAUCUCGCUGAUAAAGAGGCUGCAAUACUGCACAUAAGGAUGUAUACCUUGGAUAUAUGUGCAUGCUUGCGGGUUUCCUUCAAUUUCUGGCCAUUCGAUGUAUGCUUCAGCAUUUGUAGGGCUGCGGUUUUGUGGAUCUGGGGCAGAAAAUAUGACUUUCUCCAGAACAUGACAGAUAAAACAGUGCCUCGUGCUCUUCUGAAGAGUGAGACGAGAGACUAUAUAGACGCCGGAGUGCUGCAGAACUCACCCUACUUCUCAGUGCUGAGAGAAGAACGAGACAUUGAUCUCAUCAUUUCUCUAGAUUUCAGUGAUGGCGAUCCUUUCAUGACAGUGAAAAAUGCUGCUAAGACCUGCAGGAAACUAAAGAUCCCUUUCCCUGUGGUCAACAUUCCCAAUAAAGAUGAGAAGAAACCAAAGGACUUCUAUGUGUUCAAAGCCAAAAAUGCUCCAACCGUGAUUCACAUCCCUCUGUUUAAUGUGGUCAACUGUGGAGAUGAUAUUGAAACCUGGAGGAACAAAUAUAAGACAUUCCGUUUUCCCUACAAUGCUGAGGAGAUCGCUAAACUAAUGGAGUUCGCUGGAAGAAACAUCACAAACAACAGAGCCAAACUGCUGAAGCAUAUCCGUGCGGCCAUCGGGCAAAAGACAUGACAAACAACACUGUGA